ACAGCUUCCUCUUCGUGUCGGGGAACGCUCACCACUCACCACUGUACCAAAUACCAUUACCAAACCCCCCCUUGAAAUUUACUGCACAAACGAUACCUGAUUCUGUCCCCCCCCCCCCCUCUCUCUCUCUCAGCCGAAUGAACACUUUGACUGUUAGUAGUUCUACUUCUCCCUUUCUCUACGGUGUUGAUUUCUGGUCGGCGAAAUUGUCGGUUUUGAUGGAAGGCAAGCUGGUCUUUCUGCUGUUAAUCGCUUGCCUUUCGGUUUGCCGUGGGGCUUCCAACUCUGUUCUCAAUGCUUCACUUGAUCUGCAUUUGGUUGCCUCUUCUGAUAAUCAAAACCGCAGUGAAGCACCGUGCCCUCCUGGUUGGGUUGUCAGCCCAAGUAAGAGAAAGUGCUAUGGUUAUAUAGCAAGCUCCCAGUCAUGGGACCAAUCAGAGACUUACUGCAAUGGUUAUCAUGGACAUCUGGCAGCAGCAACAUCGUUUCAUGAGCUGAGCUUUGUUCAAAAGUUGUGCAAUGAACUUGUUAAUGGAUGCUGGCUUGGAGGGAGAAAUAUCAACUCUAGAGCUGGUUUUGGCUGGAAAUGGUCUGAUAAUGAAUCACGGUGGAACAAUUCUAUCCUUAUCGGGACACCUUUACAUUCUGGCUGUACCAAUUUAUCAUGCCAUAUCAAUACCACAGUUGAGUUAUGUACACUGUUGACUAAUGGAACUAGCUCACUUAUAGCUGAGAGAUGCAACCAGAUGCAUUCUUUUGUAUGCAUGCUUGAUAUAGAGAAGAAGUGUUACCAUAUGCACUGCCACAGGGAAUAUCUUAUUAUCCUUGCUGUCGUAAGCGGUCUGAUUCUGUCCAGUACAUUAGCUGUUGUAAUUUGGCUCCUUGUGUAUAAAAGGAGCAAGAGGCGCAGAAAAUCUCGCAAACUAUCUAAUCCUGCAGCAUCCGUACUUGUUCCCCCAUCAUGGAGAGUUUUCACCAGUGAGGAACUAAGGUCAAUUACAAAGAAUUUCAGUGAAGGAAACCGUCUUCUUGGAGAUGCUAAAACGGGUGGCACAUAUAGUGGGCUACUCCCUGAUGGAUCAAGGACUGCAAUUAAAAGGUUGAAGAGGUCUAGUUUCCAGAGGAAAAAAGAAUUCUAUUCUGAGAUUGGAAGGAUUGCCAGGCUUCAUCAUCCAAAUUUGGUGGCUGUAAAAGGAUGCUGCUAUGAUCAUGGUAAUCGCUACAUUGUUUAUGAGUUCAUAGCAAAUGGGCCAUUAGAUAGAUGGCUACAUCAUAUACCCAGGGGUGGUAGGAGCUUGGAUUGGGCCAUGAGAAUGAAAGUUGCCACAACUCUUGCUCAAGGAAUUGCGUUCCUGCAUGAUAAGGUCAAACCGCAGGUUGUACAUCGGGAUAUUCGGGCAAGUAAUGUGUUGCUUGAUGAAGAGUUUGGAGCCCAUUUAAUGGGAGUUGGUCUUUCAAAGUUUGUUCCGUGGGAAGUUAUGCAUGAGAGGACAGUGAAGGCUGGUGGCACAUAUGGAUAUCUUGCUCCAGAGUUUGUGUACAGAAAUGAGCUCACAACAAAGAGUGAUGUUUACAGCUUUGGAGUGCUGCUACUUGAAAUUGUUACAGGGCGCAGACCAGCUCAGGCUGUGGACUCAGUAGGUUGGCAAAGUAUAUUCGAGUGGGCGACACCUCUAGUGCAGGCUCACCGAUAUCCAGAGCUCUUGGAUCCUCUUAUAUCCUCUUCUUCUUCUCAAAUUCCCGAAGCUGUAAUUAUUCAAAAGGUAGUAGACCUUGUCUAUGCUUGCACCCAACAUGUUCCGACCAUGCGCCCAAGAAUGUCACACAUUGUUCAUCAGCUGCAGCAGUUGUCCCAGCCUUAAAAAGUAAUCUUCAGUUGAUUAUGAACUCCAGGGCUUCCCUGUUUAUGGAAGAAGCAUUUGCCUUUUUCUGGGUGCAAGGUUUGUUUUAUUCCCAGUAAGGCUGUAGUGCUGGAGUUUCUUUGCUAAUGUAGUCUGAUUUAGUUUUGAGAUAAUGGACUUGUUUGUGGCAGAAAGGAAUUAGGACCUGGUUUUACUGGUAAUUAGUUUUGGAACUUCAUAAGCUGAUGUAACAUCAAAAGUUUGAAGCCAUUCUGAUUAUUCCGUGUUCAUGUUGGCGUGGUAGCUUAAAAAUCUUGUUACUGGGAGAUUCAAUAUAAGAGUCCAGAAGGGAAGCUGUGAUGCAGAAGAAAGAGGUAGCUCCCAUAGUUUAGGGUAUAAGCACACAAAUCUAUAUUGGUUACUCUCUUUUUGAUGAUACUGCUUGCUAAAUUGUGGCACAACUAAAAUCUCUGUUGGGGAUCUAUUUAUAAGUAUUAUCUUAAUUCCAUUCUUAUACACUGUGGAACUGGUUUA
Molecule: messenger RNA, 2375 nt
Organism: Diospyros lotus (date-plum)
Lineage: Eukaryota; Viridiplantae; Streptophyta; Magnoliopsida; Ericales; Ebenaceae
Product: C-type lectin receptor-like tyrosine-protein kinase At1g52310
Exons: 6
Coding region: 138-1862 (574 amino acids)
Biological process (GO): protein phosphorylation
Molecular function (GO): protein tyrosine kinase activity; ATP binding
Source: RefSeq, a predicted model, not a curated record